AUGGGGACUGGACUCCAUUUGAUUUGGACACUGAAGCUCCUUAUGAGCAUGUUUGAUGUCAAUCAUGACGACUCUGUGGACGUCAAUGUCGAUGAUGAAGACACUGAGUCUAAGGAAACAUCAGAACAGAGUGAAGAGGACAAAAAUGAUCAUGAGGAAGUCAAGGAUCUCAAGGCAUGCUGGAGGUACUUGCGAUCACUUCUCGUUUCAGGUUAUACUAUUCUUGUGCUGGACACCAACAUCAUUUUAUCUUCCUUAUUGGCUGUCACAUCCAUCAUCAAAAUUCUGGUUAUCAUGGAGCUUGAUGGCCUAUCCUUGAAUCCAUCUCAGCUUGGUGAAGCUGCUCAAGAGGCCAUUGCCUACAUAACCUCACACAUCCACUCACACCUGGAUGUUGAUCUCAUCAAUGAAGACUCAUGGGAUCACUGCAUAGACGAUUUGAUUCUCAAAGCCACAAUCUGGCAAGAUCAGUAUGGGGUGGACCGCUCUGCACUAUUAAAGAAUAUGCCACCUGUGCGAGACAAUGCCAAUGCUGUCAAGGUGGUGUUACUGUCUCUAGAUUGUCUCUUCUGUUUGAAAGCCUGUUCACACCAACUUGCAGCAGCUGGCAAGAAAGAUCUUGCUGCUAUACUCACAUCUGGAAUGUAA
This is a messenger RNA of Suillus subaureus, 648 nucleotides long. RefSeq lists its product as uncharacterized. The transcript has 8 exons. The record is from RefSeq and is a predicted model, not a curated record. The coding region runs from base 1 to 648 and encodes 215 amino acids. Lineage: Eukaryota; Fungi; Basidiomycota; Agaricomycetes; Boletales; Suillaceae.